GACAGACCCCCGUGCUGUAAAGAGAGUGGAUCUCAGGACACCAGAAACGAGGGCGCUGAGUCAAGUUUUCUAUACCUGUAACUUAUUAUGACUGGAAUAUAAAUGACAUUAUCCAUUAACAGCAGCAGUCCGGGUGACGGGUUUAAGCAUAAACACGACACGUGGAUCACUGUGUUUAUGUUGUGACUGGAAGACAUAUAAACCUCUCCUUAGUAGAGACCCAGCGAGAAGAGUCCUCCUUCCCUCCUUCCCCUCUGAGUCACCCUCACUCCGGUGCCCGGACACUCCUACCUCAGCCUAGAAGAGGGUACCAAGGCCAUCCAUCCCACAGACCCAGGCUAACCCCUCCCGCGAGUGGAAUAGUCAGUAGCAUUACAGGCUGCUGCUGCUGCUGCUGGAGUGUAACGUGUCCCACGCAUAGAAGUAAUGAGUUGGAGAUAUUGCUGGUAGAGGACGCGCAGUGGAUUAUACUAUGGGAACAGAACACUUUGCGUGGAUCAAUGUCACGGCGACAGAAAGCUGGAGAGAGGUGUACAUUUCCGUUUUAUGGAUACAGGUGGUUACUUCUUUACUAAGCAUUGUAGGUUCUGGUUCAGUCAUUGGUUAUGCUGUGUUUAAGAAUUCAGUAAAAUUACCAGAGGUUCGGCCUCUUUUCUACCUCACUCUUUCUGACUUGCUGCUAGCUCUUUGCUGGCUUGUCGGUGCUGUUUUGUAUAGGCAUUCCUGCCCCAACAAUGUUUCCUGCUACAACCUCCAGGCAGUGGGUCAGAUGUUCUAUCUUUCCACCUUCUAUUACACAUUGAACUACACAUGGCAGACCUACAGUAACAUGUGGAGAAGACUGAGGAACGAAGUGUAUACGAUUUCAGACACGGAGUGUUGCAUUGGAAGAAUAACAACAGUUCUAUCCAGUGUCGUUCCUUUCUUGUUCACUGUUCCUGUUCUGAUUUUUGGGAACAUUAAGCAAUGCUUCAGGAACACCAACCAUAGCUGCUUGGUGCUGAAUGUUGGAUCCCAGAUCACGACAAACCCCACAGCCAAUACUACAAAUGUCUGCAGAGCCUUGCAUUUCUAUACCAAAGCAAUUUUUCUAUCUACAUUCUUCCUUACAGUAAUAUCCAUUCUGGUAAUAUCGGGUUAUUUUUAUAUCUUAUUUAGAAGGUAUCAGACAACAGCAGUGUCCUUACAGUAUAAGCAGUGGGCGGUGAUCACAGUAACAAGACGGAAUCUCCUGCUGUUUCUUGUCAUCUUUGUACUUUGCUGCUUGCCAGCUGUGACACUAGCCAUUCGCACAUUGGCUUACGGCAAGGGGACAGAUGAAGUAUACAAAAUAUUUUAUUAUAUUCAGGCCCUCGCUGCAGUAUCCCAGGGAUUUCUUAACUGCUUGGCAUAUGGAUGGACACGGCAAAUGCUGCGUUGCCUGAAACAGAACUACUUUCGCGAUGUGGACACACAGACCCCUCUUCUGCGCUCACAGAAGAAGGUGUAUGCCAGCAUGCAGACCUCUACCCGCUCCAUUGGACCACCCAGCGUGUCUGCAUUGUGAUGAAUACUGUAGACUUAGUAGGCUUGCACGUUGAUUGGAGGCCUACUCUGAAAGACCUAGGAAUAAGUUUAACCUGCACUGCUAACACUAAAAUGCAUGGGACAGGAGUCUCAGUUGGACGAUGAAGUAUGUGAGGUUUAUACUGAGUUGUAUGUGUUUAAAAAAACACUUGACUUGCAGCCCCUUAUGACUGCAGAUGGACAGUUUGGACAAACACAGUCUGAAUACAAGAAAAUGUUCUGGUAACAACUCAGGCAGUCCCACACGGAGAUGCAGAUACGUCUGUCAGUAGCCGUAGCAUAUGUCAAAUCACUAUGAUGAUGUUGACUAUUAGCAGUGCUAGCAGCUUCUGAUUGGCUGAUUGCUGUUUCACCUCUGCAUUCUUAAUUGCUUGUGCCAUAUUAUGACUUUGUGGUUGUAUUUUACUGUGAUUUAUUUCAAUGUCAUUCAUGAAGGAGAAGGAAGAUUACAGCUGCUUUGUUAUAGUGUGUUUUCUAUAUUUAAAUCAAACUUAAUAGCUAACAUGUCUUUAACUACCGAAACACAUUGUAAAAAUGCAUUAUUGUGUCUAUAACUGGGAUGGCUUUAAGUGCAUUUGAUGUAUGCCUGACCUGGUGCAUGCGCUAUUGACGCAGAAAUUGACACAUGCUAAUAUCAUACCUCCCAACAUACAUGAUUUCAAAUCAGGGACUGCGCUGGUAGGCAGUCUGGCGCCAUAAAAAGGGGCGUGGUCUUGUGAGAAGGGAUAUGGCUUCAUGGCACAUCCCCCUUUUUAUAACUGUGAGGGCGUGACCAGCACUUGCGUUGUGGGCACCCGGUGCUGUGCUAUGCAGAAUAGCAGUGAGAGUGCUUUCCCCAAUUUCCUCUACAGAACACUGACCCGCAGGUAGGACAGUCCCUGCAAAGCGGAACUGUACCAGCCAAAGCAGAGUCGUUCAGGAGGUACUGUAAAAUGCAUCCAACAGAGCAUAUGUUUUUUUGCAUUUUUAAGUCUUGUCUUGUAGCAAGGCUGCCAAAUGCAUUAAAGCACAGUGGGGCAGAUGUAUUAACCUGGAGAAGGCAUAAGGAAGUGAU
This is a messenger RNA of Pseudophryne corroboree (corroboree frog), 2620 nucleotides long. It is a transcript of the gene TMEM116, whose product is annotated as transmembrane protein 116. The coding region runs from base 473 to 1546 and encodes 357 amino acids. The transcript has 11 exons. Gene Ontology annotation, molecular function: G protein-coupled receptor activity. The record is from RefSeq and is a predicted model, not a curated record. Gene Ontology annotation, cellular component: plasma membrane. NCBI's taxonomy places the organism in Eukaryota, Metazoa, Chordata, Amphibia, Anura, Myobatrachidae. Gene Ontology annotation, biological process: adenylate cyclase-activating G protein-coupled receptor signaling pathway.